UCGCCUGUUCCUGACUCAUGAGUCCGUUUUGUCUCUUAUAAUUCCAAGACAAUGGUGCUCUUUAAAGGCUUGCUGAUAUUAACAAUUUUUUAUGGUGCUUUAGCUGCUUCUGGACCACUUCCAGUUGUGCUAUGGCAUGGAAUGGGUGAUACUUGCUGUUUUCCCUUCAGCAUGGGUUCCAUAAAGAAACUAAUUGAAACUGAAAUAAAUGGCACAUAUGUACUGUCGUUAAGGAUCGGCGGCAAUAUUGCACUAGACUAUGAAAGCGGUUUCUUCCUACAUCCUGACGAUCAAGUGCGUUAUGUGUGUGAUCAAUUAAUCAAAGACGAACAGCUAGCAGGAGGCUACCAUGCUAUUGGCUUCUCACAAGGCGGACAAUUUUUGCGUGCUGUGGCUCAACGCUGUUCUAGUCCCCCUAUGAAAACAUUGAUUUCUAUAGGUGGACAGCAUCAAGGCGUCUUCGGUUUGCCGAAAUGUCCAUCACUUUCAAACAACGCUUGUGAACACCUACGGAAGUUAUUGUAUCGCGCUGCUUAUAAAGAAUGGAUUCAACGCGAAUUGGUACAGGCUACUUAUUGGCAUGAUCCGUUACACGAAGAGGAAUAUCGACAGAAGAGUUCAUUUCUUUCAAAUAUAAACAACGAAGUGUUUAUCAACCAAACUUAUAUCGAUAAUCUAAAUAAACUCGAAAAAUUUGUUAUGGUCAUGUUCUUGAAUGAUACCAUAGUUCAGCCCAGAGAAUCGCAAUGGUUUGGUUUCUAUGCACCUGGUCAAGAUACAGCAAUUCGACCACUAACUCAAAGCGGAAUCUACGAAGAUCUCGGACUAGAUAAAAUGGAUCAUGACGGCAAACUAUUACAUUUAUCUGUAGAAGGUGAUCAUUUACAAAUGACUAGCACUUGGUUCAUAGAAAAUAUUAUACCACUGCUUAAAAAGAACUAAGAGACAGCAGAUUGUUCUGAAAGAUCUCCUCAUAUAUGCUAUAUACUCAGUGGAUUGGAUAUUCUAUACUCAGUGGAAUGAAGUUUCCUAAACAUAUUUGUGAUAAAAAGAACGAAUUUCUUUGAUUUUAUGAACUGUUUGAAUGGCUGAUAUUAGUACUUGACAAGUUGAAAUCUUUUCUUAUAAAUUCCAUGACUAUGCACAUUAA
Molecule: messenger RNA, 1150 nt
Organism: Anastrepha obliqua
Lineage: Eukaryota; Metazoa; Arthropoda; Insecta; Diptera; Tephritidae
Gene: Ppt1
Product: palmitoyl-protein thioesterase 1
Exons: 6
Coding region: 52-942 (296 amino acids)
Biological process (GO): protein depalmitoylation; receptor-mediated endocytosis
Cellular component (GO): lysosome
Molecular function (GO): palmitoyl-(protein) hydrolase activity
Source: RefSeq, a predicted model, not a curated record